Molecule: messenger RNA, 606 nt
Organism: Penicillium coprophilum
Lineage: Eukaryota; Fungi; Ascomycota; Eurotiomycetes; Eurotiales; Aspergillaceae
Product: lumazine synthase RIB4
Exons: 3
Coding region: 1-606 (201 amino acids)
Biological process (GO): riboflavin biosynthetic process
Cellular component (GO): mitochondrial intermembrane space; intracellular anatomical structure; riboflavin synthase complex
Molecular function (GO): 6,7-dimethyl-8-ribityllumazine synthase activity
Source: RefSeq, a predicted model, not a curated record
AUGACUUCUAUCAAAGGCCCCGGCGCUGCCCAGACCCACGAUGGCUCUGAGCUCCGCGUUGCAAUCGUCCACGCCAGGUGGAACACAGUCAUCAUCGAACAACUAGUGUCAGGAGCAAAGAAGAACCUCCUCGCAGCCGGCGUGAAGGCGGAAAACAUCACAGUUCAGACAGUUCCAGGCAGUUACGAGCUGCCUCUCGCAGUGCAACGCCUCUAUGCCGCUUCCCAGCUCCAGGCCAACUCCUCCGGCGAGGGCAUCAGCGCCACCGACCUCCUGGCAUCGCCCACCGAAGUGUCCGGCUCAACCGAGUCCACAAGCUCUAAGAAGCCUUUCGAUGCUAUCAUUGCCAUCGGUGUCCUCAUCAAGGGCGCUACGAUGCACUUUGAAUAUAUCGCUGACGCUGUCAGCCACGGGCUCAUGCGUGUGCAGCUUGAUUCUGGUGUUCCUGUCAUCUUUGGAUUGCUCACUGUUCUGACGGAGCAGCAGGGAUUAGAACGGGCUGGUCUCGGAAACAGUGGUAUGCACAACCAUGGUGAGGACUGGGGUAGUGCUGCUGUGGAGUUGGGUUUGAAGAGGAAGGAGUGGUCUGAGGGCAAGAUUUUGUAA